This is a messenger RNA of Schistocerca gregaria, 3086 nucleotides long. RefSeq names its product EKC/KEOPS complex subunit Tprkb-like. Lineage: Eukaryota; Metazoa; Arthropoda; Insecta; Orthoptera; Acrididae. The record is from RefSeq and is a predicted model, not a curated record. The transcript has a single exon. Bases 84 to 608 code for a protein of 174 amino acids. Gene Ontology annotation, cellular component: cytosol; EKC/KEOPS complex; nucleus. Gene Ontology annotation, biological process: tRNA threonylcarbamoyladenosine modification; telomere maintenance via recombination.
UGGUUUGUUCACAGUUGCGUAAACGGCAAGAAACAAGGAAGGUUUUAUUUUAAAGUACCGUUUGAAUUAACUAAAAGGCUGAAAUGUUUCGGGAAGAACUGGAUCAAGAUAGUGGUUACAGCAUUGUACUCUUCCUCGUGGAGAAUGUACGAAAUACGCCGGAACUCAGAAACCUGGUGAUUAGUGGUGGUUUGGAGUGUUGUAUCGUAAAACCAAGUUUAAUUGUAAAUCCGUUUCAAGUGGUGGUUGCCGCAAACAAGGCAGUGAUAUCAAUGGCUCGCGGAAAAAUGAGUACGAGGAACAUAUAUACCGAAAUUUUGUAUAACUUAUCGCCAACUAAGCAGAUUUCCCAGUCGCUAAUAAAAUUUGGGAUAGAUGAUAAAGAAGACCGUAUUCUUGUUUGUGUUUUGGAGAAAUGCGGUGAAAAGAAAGCGGAGGAAGUGUUGGAAAACAUUCAAGGCGAUGAAUGCCCUAUAGACCAACUAAGCAAAUUUACGGAUGUAAUGCUUGUCAAGAAAACGUACAAAAUCAACGACAGUGAAAGCUAUUCAUCUAAUAUUUUAGACUCCGUUGUCAGUCGGAUUUCUACUAAGGAAAUAGUUGUAUGACAGUUUUACUACAAAUCAUGCUGUAGCUCUAAGUCAGGUAGAUUGUUUUAUAAUAUCAAAAACCUGUCGACAAUCUCAUGUUGAUUCAAUGGAUGUACAGUUUGCUGAGGAAAGAUGAAUCCAAAAAUAUAAAAAGUGAUUAAUGCACUUCUUAUGAAUUUCAACGUUUUAUGUUGAAAGCACUUUUAUGCAUGCAUGUCAGUGUUGGACUGGUGUGUGUGUGUGUGUGUGUGUGUGUGUGUGUGUGUGUGUGUGGGGGGGGGGGGGGGGGGGGUAUACAAAAGUCAUGAUGAAGGCUCAAAGUGUAGAAAAGAUUCUUCUCUAAGACAAUAUUUAAGCAGCCUGUGAUGUCACUAAUAGGCACAGAGUUGCUCAUUUGACAGGCAACCACUACUGGAGUUAAAGGAUACAAUUUACAAUAUUACCAUUCAAUAAGGACUAAUAAUGAAAAUAAUAAGAGUAUGAACUUUUUGUAGAAUUUGUUUGCUGUGGCUUUACUUUGAGCAAUUUGACACUAUAGUUACACAUUGUGAUCUGGAGUUGAUUAAUGGUAAGCAGAAAAAAUUGUUCACUUACAUAAACAGUUUUGCCUGAAAUUAUAAUCAGAUGAUAAAAAUCUAAGGUUUUGCCUUCAUAUUACUGGUUUACAUAAAUGGACAGAAUUACAGCAGUUUGUCCAUAUAAGUUGCAGUGCCAUGCAAACAAUCUGGCUUUUCACAAAAUGAUAUUUUGUCAUAAGUGAAAGUAUUUGAAUAAUGAAAGGUCUUUGUUAUUUGCAAAUAUCUCUCACAAAAAAAUGCUCGCAAUGUGUUUUUCAGUGGAACAGCUCACUGCCUUUGUAAUGUAAAAAUUUCUCUGUCACCAAUUGAUAGUCUGUUUUUGUGUGCAAGAACUACUAAAGCUUUAGUAGAUAUUGCCAGAGUCUGGUAGAUGUUUCAAUGCAACUUAAAGAAGAAAAUAUAAAAUGUGAUAUAUACACAGUAAGAGAUGUUUCCAAUAAGAUUUAUCUCUUGCUAGAAUGAUACGGAAAUAACAGAAGAGUAUACAUUGAAAGUAUAAAAUAAUUUACAGGUAUAACAAAACAGGUGCAAACAGUAUGGCUUACAUUCAGUUUCGCUAACCUGGUCCGAUUGCGCUAUAAAAUGGAAAUAAUAGAAUAAAGAGCUGUAACUGUCAUCAAAUGAAAUACAAAAAUAACAGGCAUUUUGGCCAUGUUGUAAUGGCUGUCCUUAGGGACAAACAUCAAUUAUUUUACAUGGUGAUCAGCACACCUGAAGGUUGACGAGGAAUGGAAGUAGACAUCAAUAAAAAAAUAAAAAUAUUUUUUUUUCUUCGUAUGAAGUGCAAAACCUUAUAAUUUUGUCAUUUGUGUAUUUACAUUACAUAUUACAUUUGACACAUUGUAAAUGUAACUGUCACUGAGAUAAUAUCUGAAUAAAAUAUAUUUUGAAAAAAGAAGAAAAUGAUCCAUGAGCUAAGGCAGAUAAGAUACAUUGUUAUAUCCAAAGAGAAAUGUUUUAAAUUAUUCUAAGAAAAAUAAGUACUUUGUAUUAGUAACAUGGGUUUUUAUCACAGAUUCCCGAUGUUUCAUCAGCCAUUUAAUGUAUUUUCUUAACAAAUUCAAACUUGUAUCCACAUUUUUACAUUACACAAACAAAAAAUAUCUUAAAUUGCUUAUCAUACUUGCAGGCAAAAGAUUUUGUUUGUUUACUGCAAAUGAAAAUUGUGUCCUUAUCUGAAGUAGUACUAAGUAUCACAGUUCUAACUGUAAUUAUCACAGUAUCAUGAUUGAAGGUAAACACUUGUUUGCAUAUAAUAAACUUCUUUUCUUAAUUUGUAAAACAAAAUUUCAAAAACAGUGAUGACAGAAAAAUUAUCUUAACAAGUUACAAAUAUAUUGAGUAUGGAAUCUGAGAUGACACACACCAGUACUUUGUACCUGCAUAAGGCAAAUAAAUGACCUAGAAUUAAAAUCUAGGAACUAUUACUCUGGCCCUGUGGACUCUUGAUAGUUUUACUGUAAAGUGAAAGAAACCUAAAAUAAUUUGUAAACCGUUACGAACUUAGUUUUCAGAAAGCAAGUAGUAAUCACAUAGCACAGCAAAUACCGAGAUAGUGUGUUGAUUCCAUCUUCUGUGUUAUAUGCAACAUAAAUAAAAAAAAUGUUGUGAUAUUUCUGUAUAACACUAGUAACACUUGACUGCAGCACCCGAAAAUUAAACAUGUAAUUUUAACUUUCCCUGCCUGCAAUAAGCUUCCUUGGGAUUGCAUCUAUGAACAUGGUAACACAGAAAAAAAAUUUUCUGUAAUUGGAACAAGCAUGUCUAAAGAUAGAUAUUUUUGAAAAUAGAGAAGCUGAAAUAUGAAGGGAUUCUGUUUCUAAAGUAUGAUUUUCUUUUACAAAGAAAAAAAAAUGCAGCUUUUAUGGGGCAAACUUUUGUGGAUACAUGAAUGAGAAUAAAUUUACUUAAAAAAUGA